This is a messenger RNA of Ostreobium quekettii, 465 nucleotides long. Lineage: Eukaryota; Viridiplantae; Chlorophyta; Ulvophyceae; Bryopsidales; Ostreobiaceae. The record is from the annotation of a GenBank genome assembly.
AUGGAACGCCCUCUGCGGCUGCGGACCAUCACGUACUUCCUCUCUGACGCGUCCGAAGAAGGGAUCGCGGCCGGCGCCGCGUUCCUGCAGGCGGCCCAGCAGAUGUACGAGGACGAAGGUUAUGUCGUCCAGACGACGCGGAUCGCCGCCCCCCAACGGCAUGCGUCCCAGCCCCUGCCAGAGCUGACGGCGUCGAUCAAGGAGCUGGAGGGCUGGGCUGCCGGGCGCAGGGUCAAAUUUGUGAACAUCGGUCCUUUGCUGGACCCCGAGGCCUUCGACAAGGUCCCACACAUUUUGCGCGACACGCGGCACGUGAGCUGCUCAGUGGCCCUACCGCGGCGGCUGACCCCCAAGAUGGCGCUGGGAGCAGCAAAGUGCAUAUUGGAGUUGGCGUCGAUGACAGGUGGGAGGUUUCCCUUUUGUGGCACAAAUAUCAAGGACCAUAGACUCAGUCCCCUGCAAUAG